Molecule: messenger RNA, 246 nt
Organism: Closterium sp. Naga37s-1
Lineage: Eukaryota; Viridiplantae; Streptophyta; Zygnematophyceae; Desmidiales; Closteriaceae
Source: the annotation of a GenBank genome assembly
AUGUCGAAGCUCGCGAGCGCGAGUGCGCGAGUAAAGCAGGUCCUGACAGAUCCCAAGGUGCAGGCGACGAAAGUCAAGGCGCACAAGGUGAAUGUGAGCGUGCUUAGGGAGAUCUUUAUGGGCCUGUCGCUCGGCGUCGUCGGCGGUCUGGUGUGGAAGACGCACCACUGGAACCUGCGACGACAGACGGAAGAGCUUUACGCAGGUCUUGAGACAGGGGAGUUGAAGGCUGUCUUUGAGAGUUGA